GUGUGUGUGUGUGUGUGUGUGUGUAUUAUGUACGUGUGUGUUUUUUAGGGAGGGUGCUUCUGUUUCCUCAGGAUAACACAUCAGCAUCUGGUAGCAAAUGAAGUGCCGGUGGCCGACAUUCCAUCAGACCUGUCUGGCAUCUCUGAAGAAGAAACGCACACACACACACACCCCCCCACACACACACACACACUCGACGCUUCUGUGGACCCUCACACAUGGGAAUGGCACAGCAGUGAAGCGCUUGUCCACUGGAGCUGAAGAUUUUCAAAUGAGAGUGAGCGGGACUCCUGUCUUCCCAGAUGGCAGGGAGAUUUUGUCGAACCCUUCCGGAACCAACAUGCCCAUCCUGAAGAAGCUCCCUGGGAGGUCCCGGAGUAACCUCAGCAACGGUGACGUGAUGCUCAAGAAUAACCAUGGCAAUAGCGAAACAACGCUACAGAGUAACCCCGGCAACGGCGAACUCAUACUUCCACCAUCCAGCCUCAACCCCUUCGACGACGUGGACCUAGACAUAGGUUGGAACGAGGAAGAAGGCGGGGUAUGGGAGAGAGGGCGGGGCCUGACGAGGUCUUCACAUGAUGGGGAGGCACUGGAGAAUGAGCUGAAUGCAGAGCUGCAUGGAGGGUUGAAGGUCACGGACAGGUCGAAGGGUAGCUCUCCUCUGAGAGGGACCCUGGAGCGCAUAUGUGGCUCGUCACCGCUGAAGACGUUGGGAAAACUGAGCAAGGGGCUGCGCCUGACUGGACGAAACGUGUGGAGCAACACCCUGCCGGCCACGCCCACUACCGGGAAGGAGAAGAAGAAGAAGAAGAAUCAUAGGAGACCAUCCGAGGAGAUCAUGACCUUGCUGAGGCUGGCCGGGCGGAGGAAGAAGAGCGAGCGGAGGAAGAGUCUACCUGAGGGGGAAGAGAAUGGUGAGGAUGACGAGGAUGCUGACCGUCGGCCCUCGUUCCUGCGAAGCCUGAGCAAACUCCGUGGAGACUCUCUCACCAGCCGCGACUCCCAGGAGGCAGAGCGGGAGAGCCCCGAGGAAGAGACGCCCAUCAAACGUCGAGAGCCGCUCUCAGUCCUCGAAAUCCUGCAGCUGGUGAAUCAGCGAGACCUCCUGCUGGCCGACACCCACAUCCAAGAGUUGGAGAGAGAGUGCGAACUCGACCCCACACUUUUUCAAACCCCGCCCACCACCCCCACAACCAUUUCUACAACCCCUCCCGCUCCGUCCUCCCCUCUAUGGCUCUCCCUGGCGGGCCAGUGUGAUGACGAGACUCCAAGCGCCUGGGACGCGAGUUUGAGGAAAGUUAAAGAUGUCGAGUUGCUCUAUGAGGCACUGCAGAGAGAGAUGUGGGAUGUGGUGCGCGAGUCCCUACGGCAACCAUGUGCCGGCCCCCAGCUUGGCCUAGUCGUGCUUGUGAUCCAGCAGGAGGAGCAUGCCGACCGCAUCUGGGCCCUGCGCCAGGAGGCUCAAUCCGAGCGCCGUGAUGGGGCCCAGCCCGACCUGCACGAGAGGGCGCACUCUGACCAGUGCCAGGAGGCCCAGUCCAACCUGUUUGAGGGAGUCCGUUCCAGCAAGCGUCCCCGGAGGAUGAGGCAAAAGUGGGCGGAGGCAGUAGGAGAGGCUGCUGAUUGGUCACUGCCACAGCCUGGGGGUAUCACAGCAGGACAGAUGGGCACGUUCCUGGAUCGGCUAAGAGGCCGAGUGGUGGAAGAUAUGGACGCGGUGAGGAGGAACGUGGUAGGAGUGUAUCCAAAGGAGUUCUCUGUGUUUCAGGUGUACAUGCAGAGCUACCACAGAGGCGUGGCCAAACGUCUCCGAACCAUCACUGCGGGGCAAGUGCAGAUCACUGAUAUCUACUCACUGCUCGACUGGGUCUACAACAUCUACAACAGGGACGUGCUGGGCACGGUGGGUGCUAUGGGGUCUGUAGACUGUGGAGCUCUCGAGCCACUGCUUCCUGCCGAGGUCAUGGACAGACUGGAACAAGAGUGUCUUGACACCAUCUGGGAUAAGGUAACUAUGGAGCUCUCUCAGGUUCUGGAGGAUGAGGAGAAGCGAUGGACUCAGACGUUACACAUUGAAGAGUACCAGUCUGGCCUCGCACGAUCAAUCAUACAGAGGCUGAAGGUGGACCUGGACAGAUCGACAGGUGUCAGUCAGCCUUUGGGAGCUCGAGUGGCCCGGUGCACUCUCAAAGGGUUAGCCGACUUCCUCCACAGUUUCCAGAGAAAGGUAGAGAUGUUUCACGAGACUCAGGCAGAGUUCGGCGAUCGAGCUGAUGGUUACGUGUCCCGCACUAUCGCGCUGGCCAACUGCGUCCCUCCCUUCAGGAGCUUUGUGGAGCGCUGUCGGCAGUGUGACCCCCUCGGCAGUGAAGACUCCUCCCACAGAGCGCACUCGUCACUCGACCGCAUCAUCAACCAGUCUGUACGGGUUCUCACCGAAAGACUGUUCGAAAGCAUUAGGCCCUUCUUUGAUAAACUGCUCAGAAAGAAAUGGCUGAACAACACGGAGGCGUAUGAGAGCAUCGAGGCCUCCAUCAAACAGCACUUUAAAAAGUUCCGCAGGAUGGACUGUCCUCCCUAUCAGACUCUGGUGAACGAGGUGCACAGGCGGCUCAUGGUGGAAUAUGUGCGUGCCAUCAUGAGGGGGCGGGUCAUCUGCACGUCACUCAAAAUGAGGAAGAGACUCGCAUUCCGGCUGCAGGACGAGGCCAGACAGCUUAAAGCACUUUUUAAAGACCUGGAGUCUACCUGUUCCUGGCUGGAUAAUGUGAUUGGUCACGUGGCUGACAUCAUCCUCCUGGAGGACACACCCUCUAUUCAGAUGGAGGUGGGAGUGCUGGUGAAGGAGUUCCCAGAUAUUCGGAGGAAGCAUGUCUCGGCUGUACUGAAUGUCAGAGGGAUGGUCCAGCAGGCGGAACGUCAGGAGAUUCUCGCCGUCGUCCGGGACUUCGAGACCAGCGACAACCCCACCCAUGUUUCCAGAGACCGUGCCUUGUUCUCUGAGAUCACCGUGGCGACGGACAUGCCCUGCCUGGGACUGGUUCUGAUCCGUUUUGGACUGAGAGUGUCAUCGUGGGUGUCGAGCGUCCGACCUCGCAGGAGGCGCCUCAUAAGGAGCGCGAGUCGGAGAGCAGAUGAUGCUAAUGAACACGUCACACAAGACAACCAAUAACAUCUCACUAACCAGUCAAGACAGUAGAUCAUAACCAGUGACACAAGACGACAGUCGGCAAGUCGGCAAGUCAGAUAUUAGCCUAGAAAAAAAAAACAUAAUGACUAGCUCAACCAGUAACCAAAUCAUUUCCAAACGCAUUCCGAUCCCAUAAUUCUGUUCACUGAACUUCUUUAAAAAGUUUCAACCUACGAGGCAGACCAAACCGUAUCAACACUCCAAAUGUAAGUUUCAUAGCUAGCUAAAAAUCAGAUUUGUGUUUGUAGAUUGCCAAAAGUCAUUCCCUAGUUAUAUAUUAGUAACUAAUGUAAAACUUUAACAUAAGGCGUUAACCUGCUAGUUAGCCUCAGUUAUCCUGUUUAGCAGAAAUUUUUUUUAAAAAGCAUUUCAGGAUCCAUCCUCAGGUACGCCAAUAAACUAGCGAGAAAUACAGAAAUGUAGUGUACAGGCAGCGUGCUAAAAGUUAAAAGGCAAAAAAAAAAAAUAUCACACUGAAAUCUGAAAACUUUUUCUUUUUUUGGUCGCUAAUAAUGCGCUAAUUUCCGAACGGAGCAACCGAACAUGUUAAAAACACGACGUCUACACGAGACGCAGAUCGACCCGGAUUGGUCGAAUCCGUGCGUUCCACAAGACAAGCGCAGGAAGAAAUUGCAAAAAAAAAAAUGUGACCCUCAAGUUUCUUUGCGGCAUGAGGAUUCAAACAGGAAGUACUCUCCAUUAUUCACACAGCUAACAGGAAGUAGACUUAAUGACCGCCGAGUCAUCAGUCCGUCCGUCUGACACAGCUAAUGGUUCCUCCGGUGGAAACAGCCCAAUUCCAGUUCACUCAAAAAACAAUGGAGUGCGCUCGUGAGUAAAGACACAGGGACCUGUCACGUUUUUUAAAUCGAACUUACGCUCGUGUGCUUAGAUAUAACCUCUAAAAACGUCAACAAGAGAAACGCUUAAUCCUUCUCAGAGAUAGGAUGUGUCAAAGGAUUUCCGUGUGAACUGGUUCAAAAAUCGAAUUUUUUUGAGUCGUCACGUGCUUAUCUCUCUCAACUGGUCGUUCGGCGAUGGCGUAAAGCCGGCUUUAGACCCUAUUUUGCUGUCAACAAUCAUUUUUGGAGUCUUGGCGGAAACCUUUUGUGAACUGGAUGUUUAAAUGACGUGCGAGUUGCACAGUCUGAGAGAAUAAACCGUGGUAACAGUGUCCUAGGUCUUCAUGUUCUUAUUCUUAUAUUUCUGAAGAUUUAACACAUAAAACUCAGGCGACCGGUGACAUUGUUGUCAUUUAGCUUUGGAUGCUAAUGUGUGCGCACUUUUACGAUGGGAUAUUCAAAUUGUACAUUACUGUAGCCUGGAGUGAAUGUGAAGAACCUUAGCGACCAGUCAGAUUGGAGCAGAAGUAAUUCGGUCUGACUGGAUCUUCUUCUGCUUUACUGGAUAAGGAUGGUAUAAGAAUUGCUGAUACGGAAGGUGAUAGCUUCAUGAGUGAGAAAUCAGAGUAAACAGGAUGUAGUAAUACUGUUCUUGAGAGCAAGUGUGGUUAGUAAAAGAGGCCUUAGAGCUGUCUAGGCUAGGCUUGGUUAGGUUCUAUGAGUGUAGGAGGUUCAACUAUUGUCUAUCUUUCACAUUUCAGUCAUCGUUUUAAUCUCAUUGCGAUUAACGCUGCAACAACUCAUAAAUCAGAAAUACGGCUUAUCCAUCGCAACGAAUCUUAAAGAACAAAUGUUUAUAGUACAAACUGAGAUGAAAGAAUUAAGUGCAUUAAGGCCUAUUUUUUUUAUAAACAAUGACAAUAAUCAAUAGUCCAAAAAGAAAGAGUUUAUUAUUAAAGUAAUAUUUUCCAUUUCGACCGUACUUAAUCAUAUUAGUUAUGCGCGUCCUUCUAAAUAGCUGGUCUUGAACUGUAUCUAUUCAAUUAUUUGUGCGGUUUUCUUUGUGAAAUUCUUGUGAAAUCAAUUGAAAGAUAUGAACUGAAGUGAUGUGAAACAUAAAUGGGAAUUAUUCUAACGUUAAAGAAUUUCAGUGGAAAUAAAAACCCAUUGACUGGGUAUCGAAGCAAACAA
This is a messenger RNA of Ictalurus punctatus (channel catfish), 5226 nucleotides long. It is a transcript of the gene exoc3l2a, whose product is annotated as exocyst complex component 3-like 2a. Gene Ontology annotation, biological process: exocyst localization; exocytosis. Gene Ontology annotation, cellular component: exocyst. Lineage: Eukaryota; Metazoa; Chordata; Actinopteri; Siluriformes; Ictaluridae. The coding region runs from base 98 to 3175 and encodes 1025 amino acids. Gene Ontology annotation, molecular function: SNARE binding. The record is from RefSeq and is a predicted model, not a curated record. The transcript has 14 exons.